This is a messenger RNA of Salvelinus sp. IW2-2015, 8825 nucleotides long. RefSeq lists its product as uncharacterized. Lineage: Eukaryota; Metazoa; Chordata; Actinopteri; Salmoniformes; Salmonidae. The record is from RefSeq and is a predicted model, not a curated record.
UAAAAAAAUACAGCUAUUAAAAUACAUUUGUUAUUACAAUCGUACUGAUACGCCACUGCAUACAUAGAAGGAAAAAUACAAAGAUAUACAAUUGUGCACAUUGUACAGAGAUCAAUGCGCCAAGCGGUGUCGAUUUCCGCUUUACAAAGGUGUUCUUCCUGGUUUAGGAACACUCGGGCAACUACACCGCUCAACAAAUCAACUUUUUACGGAAUGAAAUAAUUAAAUUACCUAGCUAGGUACAAAGUUAAUUUAAAGACUUUGUACAAAUAUUAAGCUAAAGAUUCAAUACGGGUUGAUUUCUGAUUAAUUGCACGAUGCACGAUUUAUUCUGAACCAGUGAGUGCAUGGAUCCCAAAAUGCCCAACCGCUGUGCCGCACCAAAUUGUAAUAUCUAUACAGAUAAAUCAGACGUCCCAUUUUUCAGAUUUCCAUUGGACUCGGAGCGAUGUAAACAAUGGUUAAAUAAUUGUCAUCGAUCUGACUUGGAGCCAAAAACCCCUGAGGAGUUACACAAUUCCUUCCAAAUUUGUGCAAAUCAUUUUGAGCCUUCCUUGAUCUGUCGUGACAGCACUUUAAGAACAUCCUUGAAAGAGGGUGCUAUUCCAACCAGAUUUGAUUUUACAAGCCAUUUGAAUAAUCCAUCAGGCCACAACCGGAAUAAAAGAACAAGAGAACCUGCUGAGGCAGAGCUUGCAUCCUUGAAGAAAGCUAAAGGGGAUUGGUUUGAAGAUGAUGCUCCAUCUGAGUUGAAAGUUAAGCCAGGAGAGAAUAGCGCAACAUGUGAUUUACAGCAAGAGGAACAAAAGAGAGAGGAUGUCGCCAACUCCAAAGCAAAGGAAAUCCUUAAAGUCUACUUUAAGGAAACCCUUGCCUUCACUGGAUUCAGCAUAGGGAACGAUGCAAACCCCAACACAGAUGAACCGAUGGGAGACCACAGAGGACAACAGUCUCUCAACCCCAUCUGUGUUGAAAAAAUUGACCAGAAAGAAGUCCUUCAGUUCAGCGAGGACCUCAUGCGGGAGGAGAUCCGGAACAGUUUGAGGUUGGCACGCUUUUUCUCCAUCCUGCUUCAAGAUGUGACAAACAUCGAGGGAAAAGAUCAGAUCCCAGUUUUCAUCAGGUCCGUCACUGUGGCAGGGUUCCCUCAGAAACACCUCAUGGGUUUCCUGCCCUGUUAUGCAGAUGCUGAGGGUCUGUUUUACAUGCUGCUCUCAGAAAUUCGGAAUAAGUGGGGGCUGCGGAUGGAGCAUUGUCGAGGACUUACCUACCUGACCACAGGUGGUUUAUGUCAGAAAAUGAAGGAUCUCACCAGCAGGAUUCUGCAGGAGUUUCCUCAGGUAGUGCUAGCACCUAGUGACCCAUACGCCUUUAACAUGUGGCUAAUCCGCUCCAUGCCCAUACCUUAUAUCCAGAAGGUUGUGAACACAGUGGAGGAGGUCGCCACAAUAAUUAGAGGAUCCCCAGAUCUUUGGGAAAGACUGGAGGUGAAAAUCAAGUCUUCAUACAGCCACCUUAAAGGUGAAGUGGACAGGAUCAUAGAGGCUUCCCAGAACACCUGGGAGUAUGGUGUUGAUGCCUUCCAGACCAUGUUGGACAUUCUUGAACCAUUCCUCGCCUGCAUCAACGAGGUGUGCUCGGCUGCGAACGCAGACACCGCUACUUGUGAGCAGAUGGCCAAGCUCAAGCCGAUCCUGAAGAACUUCAAUUUCAUUAUCACCCUGGUUGUUCUGAAGAAUACCCUCUGUUGCGUGAGUAUCCUCAACCCGAGUCUCAGGGGAGCCAUCAGCAUCAGCAGCACCUUGCAGUACACAAUCUCCAACGCCUUAAAGCUGGUCAACAAACAUCUGCAGGAGAUCGCAAUAUUCCACAGGAAGUGGUUUUCUGACGCAGUGGGCAGGGCUAAGAAGCUGGGAGUGGAGGUCGCUAGGCCGGAKGAGAGCUCACCUGAKACUGGCGAGGCAGKUGCAACUGAAACYYCUCUGGAGGAUUUCUACAGAGAGACUCUGAGCAGGCAGAUCUUACAGUACCUUGUUGCGGAGGUAAAGMGGGUGUUUAGCACUGAGAUGGUUCGGAUUCUGAGAUGGCUCUCAUUGGUGCCGUCUUACAUGGCUGACCACAAUUUCAGUAUCCGCAGGGAUAAAGUGGCGGACGCAAACUUGAACAACCUUGCCCGGCCUGACACGUUUUACGAUGAGCUUGGUUGCUGGGAGGUGAAGUGGAGACAUGCUAGCAAGCGGAGGAUCCUGCCCACAACAGUGUUUGCAACAUUGAAAAUCCCAGACAUUGCAUUUUACCCAAAUGUGCAGAGCCUGCUGAGAGUUUUGGGAACCAUCCCCUGUGUGAAUGCAGAGGCAGACGUGUAUGGGCAGUACAACAUGGUGCUGGAGCGGUACCAGUCUUACCUGAAAGCCACACCGGAGGAUCAGAGACUGUGCAACAUGGCAUUUGUCUAUGUCAAUCAAGACGUGCACUUCAAUGUGGAAGACAUGGUUGAGUCCUAUGUGGAGAAGCAUAUUGACAUAUUGCAGUUUUUGCAUAUGGAUGAUGAGGUAAUAGAGAUGCAGCCUGAAGCUGAACCUGUCUCUGAGAAUGAUGGGAAUCACACUCUAAAAGAAAAUGUUGAAGAAACACAAGAAGAACCACAGGACAUCAUACCCUCUGAGAUGGAGACCGAGAGAGUGGGGCAACCGAAACUCCCAGCCACAGAAACUAAUAAGGAGGCACUCAAAUCUGCUCUGCAGGUUGCUGUGACAGCUGCAUAUAACAGCCAGAGCAGACAGCCUGGUGAGGCCUCUGCUGAACAGGAUGGCGAGGUUGAAGACUCAUUGAAAUAUGUGUCGAAGUCUGAGAUGGAAGAAGUUCUCAGAGUAUGCGAGGAUGCUGUCAGGGAGGGAAUUCUUGUGGAGGUGGGCACUUCCUUUUUUUCUCUGUUCAUCGACCGCGUUGUGAAGUUAGGGGAGAAAAAACAUCUUCCUCUCUUCCUCAGGUUUGUGGACAGUUUUGAUGUCAUGCGAUUGGAACUCAUGGGAUUUCUGGAUGUGGAUCUUGACUGUGAUGCCAUGUCAGAGCGCAUAUUGGAAAUUGUCACCAAAGAGUGGCAUCUCGAUUUGUGUUACUGCAGAGGUCAGGCCUACCUAGGAUCCGGUGAUGUCUCCUACAAGCUGAAAGCAUUUGCCUGCAAAAUCCAAGAAAAGUACCCCCUUGCAAUAUGCACACACUGCUCUUGUUACUCCUUUAACAUAUGGUGGUCAAAAUCCACCCCUGUGUCAGCAGUCAAACGGGCCCUGGAUGUGUUUGAAGAGGUGUUGAUGUUUUUUGGGAGCAUGCCUAUGCUUGAGAAACAGCUGGAUCAUGUCAUUGCAUUUGGUCUUAGGGAAAGCUAUGAAAAGGUUCAAGAAUUGCAGGGGAAGUUCUGUACCGUCUGGCAGGAGAAGCACGAUUCCUAUGAAGUCUUUGUGCAAAUGCUGGAGCCCCUUGUCGAAUGUUUGGAGAAAAUCAAGAGCAACCCACAGAGGUGGAAAUCCUCAUUCUCUCUAAAAGCUGGAGCACUGCUGCGUUUGAUAAGGGACUUUGAUUUUAUUGUGCCCAUGGUAGCCCUGAAGAACACCUCGUCCUUCACCAGGGAACUGAGUGCAGGACUCCAGAAGGAUCAUUUCAGCGCAGCAUCCCAACUCUGCCAGAUCAGUGGUAUAGUGGCUACUCUUAACAGGGUCAAAACAAACAUCAAAGUAUUUCACCAGAAUUGGUUUGAUGAAGCUUGUGCGCUCGCCCAGAGUCUAGGUGUGCAGAUAAAAGUGCCUGAUAAUUCCUCUGCGUCCAGGGAUAGCAUGAUGAAACCAGCUCUGUAUUACAAAGAUGCACUAAGUGUGCCCCUAGUGGACAACCUCACCAAUGCUGUUAAGGAUCAUUUCUCUGAGGACCACAAGGAGGCCCUAAACUUCCUCUCCCUGGUUCCCUGCUCUGUGACUGUGAGUUACAUGUUUGAAAUCCUGAGGUCAAAGCCUCCUCUCUACGCCAGUGAUCUGCCUGACUCCGACAACUUCUUCACCGAGUUGUGCUGCUGGAGGGUGAAGUGGAAGACCAAAGUUGCAUCCGUGACCAUACCAGACACCAUCUUUCAGACUCUCCGUCUGCCACUCAUGCAGUACUUUGGGAACAUCAACACACUGCUGAGGAUCAUGUCUGUGCUACCCAGCACGGUACUGGAGAACUGUGGGGAAGUGAUGCGCCACAAGAUGUUCCAGGAAUACCUGAGGAACACCAGCCCCAAGGACAGGUCCCCAUGUCUGGCCAUGCUGCAGGUGGGAACCAACUUCAGCAGAGAUCUGGACCGGAUGGUGGCUAAGUGCUUGAAGGUCACUCCCCAGGCUUUAGAGGGCAUCUGCUUGGAUAAGGAAUCCAAAAGUCUGAUGAAGAACUCUGAAGCCAACAUGGAAGUCCAUCAUGGCAAAGAUGGAACAGAGGAACUUGAGAAUCAGUCUUCUGACAAGAAAGAGAACCAGGAAAUGAAAGCGGUGGAUGAGAAUGGGCACACUGGAGAUAAUCGACAGAGUUUGGAAAUGGUUUUCAGACUGGCUGCACGUCUAGGGAAAAAGAAGUGCCAGCUCUCCGAACUCUCCAAAGAAGAUCAAGUUCUUCUCAUCCAGGAUCUCGGCCUGUGCCACUGGUUUGGAAGAGAUGGCAAGUCCACGCUUAACGUAGGAGAGGAGGAAAUGGUAGAGAUUCUCACAAAAUCCAUCAGGGAAGUCAUACUCUUAGAAAUACAGGAGUCACCCUUCUUUUCUCUUAUUACAGAUAAACCUGUUGUAAUUGCUAAUAAGAGCUAUCUGCCUGUCUUCGUCAGAUAUGUUGGGGAAUGUGCCCCCAAGGUAGAGCUCAUUGGUUUUUUGCGAUUUUUUGAAACCUGUGACGUUGAUGUUCAAGCCAAGAAUCUUUCAGCAACUUUAACCGAAGACUGGGGAUUGCCGAUGAGUCAGUGUCGUGGGCAAGCAUUCAUGCGCAUGGGCUCAGGUUGUCACAGCCUGAAGAAGAUGUCUUUGGAGUUCCUCGAGAGCUAUCCUCUGUCUGUCAUCACACCCAGUGAGUCUUGUGGUCUUGCCUGUUGGCUAGCAGGAAGUGUACACUGCCCACCUGUCACAAAGAUGCUGGGAAUUGUGGAAGAUCUUCUACUGUUCUUUGACCAGUCACCUGGACUGGAGGCAGAGCUAGCACAGGCUGUGGAUGGGUUACUGAAUACACCUCGGGAGGCCUUGGAGGAGAUUCCAGAAACCUGUUGCUCCAGGUGGAAGAAGAGGGAGGACUUUUUUGAUCUCCUAGUCGACACAUUGGAGGGAGUCUUGAGUUGCCUGGAUUCAGUUAGUUCCAGCACCACGGGCACUAUGUCGCUACAUGCACAGGUCCUCGCCACUGCUUUGAGAGAGAUGGAUUUUGUCGUCACACUUGUGAUCCUGAAGAACGCCUGUUCACCUCUUCGGAACUGCAGCACUGUUUUCCGCUGUGGUAACCCUGCUGACAUCAUCUGUGAGGUGGAGAAGAUCGUACCAAUCAUAGAGACACUGAACAAGAUGUUGGAGAACAUAAGCACUGUACACACACCUUGGUUUGAAGAGGCAUUGCAACUAGCAUCCAAGGUGGCCCCUCAGCAAGUGUGUUUCCCAGAGGAAGCUAACUCUUACGAGUCUCCAGAGGUGUACUACAGGGACAACUUUAGUGUUCCUGUACUGAGCUGCCUCAUUGACGAAAUGAAGUACAACUUCUCCGACAGUCAUUUGAAAGCCUUGAAGCUCCUGUCUCUUCUUCCCACCUGCAAUCCACAGCCCAUUUCAGAGCCAAUCCGCGCAGAGUCCACAGACAAGCUAUACAGUCUCUACCUGUCUGACCUGCCUGAUCCUGACACAGUAGAGCAGGAUAUCAGUAACUGGGCCACAGUGUGGAAAGAGAAAUACCAGGACAUGUCACCACCAGCUUCUAUCUCUGAGAUACUGCUUCACCCAGAAUCUCAAAGCCAUCCCACAGUGACAAUGCUGCUCAGACUGGUGGCUGUUCUACCCAGCGUCAGUAUGGAGUGGGACCUCAUGAAGACCACCCUGAACUCCAUGAGGGCUCUGCUGAAGAACACUGUCUGCAAGGGCAGCAAAACCGACACUGUGAUGCUUCUCAUGCAUUACCCAACUGUUCAAAGACUAAGGGAGGUCAUUGAGAAGUGCAUCGAAGUUGACCCAGAAAGCAUCCCAUGUCUUGAGCAGGUGAAGAAACAAAUGAAAAGUCUGAAGCUGGAAAGUGAUUUCAGAGCUUUUGAUUUAAACCCUGAUGAGAGACAUGAGCAGACAGUUGAGGAACACCAAGCUGAUAUGGCAGAACAACCCCUUGCAGGAGAGUUGCAAGAGGAGGACGGCGUGCUGAUGGCGGAGGACGGCGUGCUGAUGGCGGAGGACGGCGUGCUGAUGGCGGAGGACGGCGUGCUGAUGGCGGAGGACGGCGUGCUGAUGGCGGAGGACGGCGCGCUGAUGGCGGAGGACGGCGCGCUGAUGGCGGAGGACGGCGCGCUGAUGGCGGAGGACGGGGCGCUGAUGGCGGAGGACGCCGUGGCCCAGGCGCAGGACGGUGUGGCGCAGGACGGCGUGGCCCAGGCACAGGACGGCGUGGCGCAGGAGGCCGUCGCGCAGGAGGCCGUCGCGCUGGCGGAGGAGGAGGUCGGCGGGCUGAUGGUGGAAGAGGGCGUCGCGGAGGACGGUGUUGUGAUGGUAGAGGACAGGGUCGUAGGUCAGAGGCAGGCUAUGUCUUUCUAUGACCCACCUGUGCGUGAGGAAAUACUUAAGGAACUCUGGGACUCACAGUUCUUCACAAUAAUAACGGAACAGGCAGUUGAGAUUGAGGGAAAGCUCUAUGUCCCCCUGUGCAUCAGGUACUUGGACAAACAGGACACUCAGUGCGAGGAGACUGUAGCUUUCAUCCCGUUUAGCCAGGACACUGCUGUCUUGGCUGAUGCUAUUGAAACAGCCCUAUCAGAGAAAUGGGGGCUCAAUAUGGAGUACUGUAGAGGGCAAGCUUUGCUAAGUGUUGGUGAGGUAGGGUCUCGGAUGAGGGCUGUCUCUGCUGUAAUAGCCCAGAAAUACCCCCUGGCCAUGCAAAUGGUCAGCUCUGCUGUGUCUCUGAAUGUGUGGCUAGCCAGGUCAUCUCCUGCAGUGGCUGCAGCAGACUGUGCAGUGUCUAUAGAAAACAUGUUACAGUGGCUCACAGAGGAUGCAGAACGACAGACCAAACUGGAAGAGGUGAUCAUUGCCAUAUUCCAACAUGAUGAGGGGAAGGGUAAUGAGCUUAGGGACAAGCUUAUUAAGAACUGGGAGAAGAGUCAUGAUAUGCAUGAUUUGAUGGUAGAGCUCCUGGAGGUAGUCAUGCUGUGCUUGAAUGAGCUGAAAAGUGAGGAGAAUAGCUUAGGGAGUGGCCAGGCACUGCUUUACUUCAAUAAAGUCAGACGUUUUGAGUUCAUCUUCUCGGCUGUCGUGCUGAAGAAUGUCCUGAGCUCGACCAAAAAGCUGAGCCAAUCUCUUCAAGGAAAACCCCUAGAUGUGUUGCUAGCUAUGAAUAGCUUGCCCGAUCUCCUAACUUCCCUCAAUGAAUUGAAGAGCGAUAUCGACACACAUCACAAGGCCUGGUUCAAGGAAGCUGUCUCUCUAGCUUCCAAGCUGCAGAUAACGUUGUUGCACUCUGCGCUGCUAGAACCCCUGAGUCAGUUUUACAAAAUGGCGGUUAGUCAGAAGGUGAUAGAGCACUCCAUUGCUGAGGUCAGUGAGUUCUUCACAGAGAAGGUCCUCAGUACCCUGAGGUGCCUGGAGAUUGUGCCUUACGCCAUGUCGAAGCUAGAAAACAGCAGUGUAAAUGCUCACGUUUUCCGCAUGUACAAAGAUGACAUGCCUGACCUGGUCUCACUCCCAACAGAGAUGAAGUCUUGGAGAGAGAAGUGGUUGGAUCCCAUGUCCGGGUAUCUUCCAGCUACUGUGCUCGACACCCUGAAGGCAUCAGACAUUAGGAGCUUUAGUAACAUUGAAACCCUCCUAAGGCUCCUGGUCAUCCUACCAUUUUCCCGGAGGGAGAGUACCUUCAGGCAGGGAAAGCGAAGCCUCCAGGGGUUCAUACAACAGGAGACCAGGUCCCUUUCUGAACUUCAUCCUCUGUAAAUAAGUUGGUGUUCCCUCAAGCUCUUAUUAGCGUAAAGCAGGUUUCUGAGUUGGUGUCCUAUACUGCUGACCCACUGUACCCUUGAGUAAAUGUCCAACCUAAUUUAGGUCUCAAACAUUUUAACUUACUAGAAGACAUUUCCCUGUAUACAUGAAUGAUCUAAAUCUUUUGGUCAUUUUAUUCAUUGUUUUUUAUUAUAACAUUUUUGUUUUAAGUUGUUUGGAUAAUUGUACUGCCUAAUGGGACCAAUGUCUUUACAAAAAAAGCAAUGCUCACCUGAGGGUUACCAAUGCUUGUGUGCCUUUAUGCAAAACUAACAGUCAACCCCAUGAAUCAUAAAAAUACAGAUGUCUGAAAAUGACAGUCCCGUCAGGCUUUUUGAAAUAACUUUUUUUGUCAGCACCAAAUAACAUUGGACUGAAUUUAAGAAUCACUUGCAUCAAUUCACUGUCAAUAAGUUGUAUCAUUCUCUUCCUUGGCACAAAUAGAAAUGGUUAGUUCAAUCAUGUAGAUGUAUUUUAUGAUGGUUUCUUGUCUAUUUAGGAGAGUUCAUUUUCUGUAAAGAAUUCUCCAAAUACUGUCUCCUUAAGAGUUCAACAUUCAUAUAUAUUUGUCAAAAAAUGAAAAUAAAGUUCUAAAAAGAC